Messenger RNA from Oncorhynchus masou masou (cherry salmon), 1625 nucleotides. RefSeq names its product serpin H1-like. Gene Ontology annotation, molecular function: serine-type endopeptidase inhibitor activity. NCBI's taxonomy places the organism in Eukaryota, Metazoa, Chordata, Actinopteri, Salmoniformes, Salmonidae. Gene Ontology annotation, cellular component: endoplasmic reticulum. The transcript has 5 exons. The coding region runs from base 165 to 1409 and encodes 414 amino acids. The record is from RefSeq and is a predicted model, not a curated record. Gene Ontology annotation, biological process: collagen fibril organization.
CAGUGCAGCUCACUGUGCAUUGAAAAUCACUGUACGUCAUUAACAUUUUCCAUUCCCCAACUUCCAGAAUAUUUCCCCCAUGGUUUGUAGACCAGCUGAAGGAUCGUGUGGAAGCUGAGAGAGAAAUUAGAGGAAAACUGCUGAAAGAGCCUGUCUCUACUGAUAUGGUUGACACCAUGUGGGUGACUAACCUGGUAGCCAUGGCCCUAUUGGCCACUGCAGCCUCCGCUGCCACCGCCGCCUCAGCAGACAAGGUCUUGAGCAACCACGCCACCCUGCUGGCUGACAACAGCGCCAGCCUGGCCUUCAGCCUCUACCAGAACAUAGCCAAGGAAAAGGACCUGGAGAACAUCCUCAUCUCCCCGGUGGUGGUGGCCUCUUCCCUGGGCCUGGUGGCACUCGGGGGCAAGGCCUCCACUGCUUCCCAGGUCAAGACCGUGCUGAGCGCUAACAAAGUGAAGGACGAGCAGCUGCAUGCUGGCCUGGCCGAGCUCCUGGAGGAGGUCAGCGACUCCAAGGCCCGUAACGUCACCUGGAAGAUCAGCAACCGCCUUUACAGCCCCAGCUCGGUCAACUUUGCAGAUGCCUUUGUCAAGAGCAGCAAGAAGCACUACAAAUAUGAACACACAAAGAUAAACUUCAAGAACAAGAAGAGCGCUGUGAAGUCCAUCAACGAUUGGGCAUCCAAAUCCACCGAUGGCAAGCUGCCCGAGGUAACCAAGGAUGUGGAGAAGACCGAUGGGGCCAUGAUCAUCAAUGCCAUGUUCUUUAAACCCCAUUGGGAUGAACAGUUCCACCAUAAGAUGGUGGACAACCGUGGCUUCCUGGUGUCUCACACUCACACUGUUGGUGUACCCAUGAUGCACCGCACAGGUAUCUAUGGCUUCCACGAAGACACGGUGAAUAAGCUGUUCAUCCUGAGCAUGUCCCUGGCCCAUAAGAAGUCCAGCCUGGUGUUCUUCAUGCCCUACCAUGUGGAGCCCCUGGAGAGGCUGGAGAAGCUGCUGACCCGCAAACAGCUGGAAGACUGGAUGGGCAAGCUAAAGGAGACGGCUGUUGCUGUGUCUCUGCCCAAAGUCUGCAUGGAAGUCAGCCACAACAUCCAGAAACACCUUGGGGAGCUGGGUCUGACUGAGGCUGUGGAUAAGACCAAGGCGGACCUGUCCAACAUCUCUGGGAAGAAGGACCUGUAUCUGUCCAAUGUAUUCCAUGCCUCUGCCAUGGAGUGGGACACCGAUGGGAACCCCAUAGACAUAAGCAUCUUCGGCACAGACAAGCUGAAGAACCCCAAGCUGUUCUACGCUGACCAUCCCUUCAUCUUCUUGGUGAAGGACACCAAGACCAACUCCAUCCUCUUCCUCGGCAGACUGGUGCGACCUAAGGGCAAGAAGAUGAGAGAUGAAUUAUAACACUUUGGAGUCUUAUGUGAAGUGUUUUUGUAUGUGUGCGUGUUAUUGUGUUUAUGUGUUUGUAUUUUUCUAUGCAAAGAGAGGAAAGGGAGAAAAUGAAUUGUACGUUUAAUACCUCAAGAGUACAUUCCCAUUUGAUCAUCAAUGUGCCAACAUUUGUUCCUGUUGUUCACUAUGCAUGAUUCAGAAUUAUAUGUUUGUGUUGUAAGAAACAAA